GUUGGUUUCCCUCCUCGGGUCCAAAUCCAAAGCUACGACGUAAUACAUGCUUGUAUUGUAUGUUUCCUUUCAGCUAAACAUGAUUUCUAUUUUCUCACUGUGUAGUGAGGGCCAAAAUGCCAAUUAUUUCCGAAUAGAUUUCACCAAAUCAAUCCCCAAAACAAGCCUCUAAAUCAACCAAUGGAGGACGAUUCUGGUUCCAGUUCAGAAGACCCUGUGAUCGAAACCCUAAGAAGCAGAGGAUGGUGCUUGAAGGACUGGGACCAAGUCAAGGCCAUCGUCAUGAUCCACUCCGCCCUCGCUGACGACGGCGCUGCCGCCUCUUCGGUUGUGGAUUCCGUCGAAUCGGAGCUUUCAAACAUGGACCUCAAAUCCAUCGGAGCCAAGUCCUUACCCGAACCGUCCAUUAUUCGAAAAUCGUCCCAUCUUGUUGGCCCCAAAGUCCUGCAGAUAUCUUCGGUGAGAGACGUCUCCAGAAGUUGUAUACAGGAUUUGGGGAGAAAUUCUGGUGGGCAACGACUUUUGAGACUUGGUCUUACUGAUGGGGUUACGGAGAUAACUGCUAUUGAGUUCUCUCAUGUCCCUGCAAUUCCUGAUGAUGUCGUUCCCGGUACUAAGGUCCGUUUAGAAAAAAAAGCCACAAUCCGUAGCGGUUUGGUUUGUUUGAAUCCUAAGGUAAUAACAUUGAUCGGAGGUGUUGUUUCGUCACUUUACGAAGAAUGGCAGAUGAAUAGAAAAUAUUCUGGUUUCUCAAGGUCCUCUUUAAGGCUAUCCAAAGAAAGUGAUGACGCAGGUCCUCCUCCAUUUGUUAAGUUGCAAAUUGGGGGGUCACACCGUCCAUUAGUGCAGAAAGAUUAUGCUGGUUCGAACUCCAAGAAUGGUGGGCCUACUGCUGUUAAGAUAACUCCUGAGAUUAGGCCAACUGAAGGGAAGGAUAACCUUCAAUGGAAAGCAAGCGGCAUCGAUAAGAAUAAGAAACCAACUUCCCCUACUGAAAGAACUGAAGAGAAACCAAGUAGCUCUGUAGCAAGGCCAGAAGAAGAUUAUGCUGGUUCGAACUCCAAGAAUGGUGGGCCUAAGAGAACUCCUGAGAUUAGGCCAACUGUAGGGAAGAAUAACCUUCAGUGGAAAGCAACUGGCAUCGAUAAGAAUAAGAAACCAACUUCCCCUACUGAAAGAACUGAAGAGAAACCAAGUAGCUCUGUAGCAAGGCCAAAAGAAGAUUAUGCUGGUUUGAACUCCAAGAAUGGUGGGCUGACUGCUGUUAAGAGAACUCCUGAGAUUAGGCCAACUGUAGCAAGGCCAAAAGAAGAUUAUGCUGUUUCGAGCUCCAAGAAUGGUGGGCCUACUGCUGUUAAGAGAACUCCUGAGAUUAGGCCAACUGAAGGGAAGGAUAACCUUCAAUGGAAAGCAAAUGGCAUUGAUAAGAAUAAGAAACCCACUCCCCCUACUGAAAGAACUGAAGAGAAACCAAGUAGCUCUGUAGCAAGGCCAAAAGAAGUAGCCGAAUAUGUACCAAUUCAAAACCAAGCAGCUUCACAAAAGCUCCUCCAGAAAUUGAAUAACCAGAACCAGAAUGGUGGGAAAUAUAAAGGUAGAAAAUGUGAAUGGAAGGAAAAACAAGAAGAGCCAUCAACAUUAACUCUCGAUGAAUGGGAAAGAGGAAAAGCCGGUGCAAAGCUUCUUAUAGGAAAUGAGCAUCCGGACAUCAGUCGUGACGAGGAUCUAGCAUGGCAGCUUCAAAACCAAUUUGAUUUGGAAGACUCUAAUGUACAGAGGGGUCCUUAUAAUGUGGAUGAGGAUAUAAGAAUGAGCAUGUUCAACUACAACAGAGACGACGACAGGGUUCGUGGGACGGAGCAUGAAGGCGGUAGAAGGGGAAGGGGAAGGGGAAGGGGAAGGGGAAGAGGAAGAGGGCGGGGAAAAUGAAGAUUUUCUUAUCAAAUUUUUCUCCCGUUCUUUCUUUUAUUCUCAUUUUCUCUUGUCGUGUCAGGUAAUUUAUGUGUAGUGUCGCAAUGAAGCUUCAAAUUUUGCAUUUACAAAAUUAUGUUUGCACAGUAACGCUUUGUUUUUUCCGCUGGUUAAAAUUUCGUGUUCUUCUGUUUCUUUUAUAUUGACAUCUUUACGAGUCUAU
Morus notabilis is the source of this 2134-nucleotide messenger RNA. RefSeq lists its product as uncharacterized. Lineage: Eukaryota; Viridiplantae; Streptophyta; Magnoliopsida; Rosales; Moraceae. Gene Ontology annotation, cellular component: nucleus. The coding region runs from base 181 to 1929 and encodes 582 amino acids. The transcript has 9 exons. The record is from RefSeq and is a predicted model, not a curated record.